Chaetura pelagica (chimney swift) is the source of this 1185-nucleotide messenger RNA. It is a transcript of the gene SMAP2, whose product is annotated as small ArfGAP2. The record is from RefSeq and is a predicted model, not a curated record. The transcript has 10 exons. NCBI's taxonomy places the organism in Eukaryota, Metazoa, Chordata, Aves, Apodiformes, Apodidae. Gene Ontology annotation, molecular function: GTPase activator activity. Bases 142 to 1185 code for a protein of 347 amino acids.
GCAGGGCCACGAUGGGCAUCCUGGAAUAUCGGUGUGUUCAUCUGUAUUCGUUGUGCUGGGAUCCACAGGAACCUGGGAGUUCAUAUAUCCAGGGUGAAAUCUGUCAACCUCGACCAGUGGACACAAGAGCAGAUACAGUGCAUGCAGGAGAUGGGGAACGGCAAAGCGAAUCGUCUGUAUGAAGCCUACCUGCCAGAGAACUUCAGGAGACCUCAGACAGAUCAAGCUGUGGAGAGUUUCAUCCGGGAUAAAUAUGAGAAGAAGAAGUACAUGGACCGAAGUAUUGACAUCAAUGCCUUUAGGAAAGAAAAGGAUGACAAGUGGAAGAGGAGUAAUGAGCCAGUGUCAGAAAGAAAACUGGAACCCAUCAUCUUUGAGAAGGUGAAAAUGCCUCAAAAGAAAGAAGAAACGCAGCAGUCAAGAAAAAGUUCUCCUAAAUCUACUGAACCAGUAAUGGACUUGCUGGGACUUGAUGCUCCCCUGACAACCACGGUGGCAAACGGCAGGCCCAGCAGCCUGGAGAAGGAUCUUGAUCUCUUUGCAUCAGUGGGAUCAAACUCUGACUCCAGGAAGGUCACUGGCUCUAUGCCAACAGCUGGAUGUGCUGGGUCUGUUCCUGAAAACCUGAAUCUCUUCCCUGAGCCAGGAGGCAAAGGGGAGGAAGUGGGGAAGAAGCAGCUCUCAAAAGACUCCAUCCUCUCCUUGUAUGGCUCCCAAACACCUCAGCUGCCUGCACAAGCAAUGUUCAUGGCCCCAGCUCAGAUGGCAUAUCCUGCAGCAGCAUAUCCUGGCUUCCCUGGCGUGGCCCCUUCCAGCAGCAUGAUGGGAGGCAUGAUGGCACCCUCGGUGGGAAUGAUGGCCCAGCCUGGAGCUGCAGGGAUGGUGACUCCCAUGGCCAUUCCAGCAGGAUAUGUGGGUAACGUGCAGGCAGCUGUCAUCGGUGUCCCCAACGGGCUGCUGGCUGCCCAGCAGGCUGGCUAUGUGGCUGGCAUGGCAGCAGUCCCCCAGCCUGUCUAUGGGGUGCAGCCAGCACAGCAGCUGCAGUGGAACAUUGCUCAGAUGACCCAGCAGAUGGCAGGGAUGAAUUUCUAUGGAGCUAAUGGCAUGAUGGGAUAUGGACAGUCAACGGGUGGAGGAGGUGCCCAGGGCAGCAAUCAGUCCCUCAGCACCCAGAUGUGGAAAUGA